This is a messenger RNA of Zea mays, 1071 nucleotides long. RefSeq lists its product as uncharacterized. Lineage: Eukaryota; Viridiplantae; Streptophyta; Magnoliopsida; Poales; Poaceae. The coding region runs from base 1 to 1071 and encodes 356 amino acids. The record is from RefSeq and is a predicted model, not a curated record. The transcript is spliced from 3 exons.
AUGUCUGCAAUUACUAGAGCUUUGAUUCAUCAGGAAGAUGAAGAUUUAGAUGACGAACUUGACCAUUUCAUGCUUUUAUUGAUGAGUGAAUAUGAGAAGAGAAAGCAUAAGCAGCGGAAAAAACAUAGAGGUUCAGUUUUUGGACAUAAAGUUUACAAUCGAGGCAGAGAAGAAUAUGCUAUAAAAUUAUAUCUUGACUAUUUUGCUGACAAACCAACAUAUCCUGAGAAGAUUUUUCGACGACGUUUUCGUAUGAGUUCCCGCUUGUUCAAACGGAUAGCUGAAGCUGUUGAAAAAAAUGACACAUAUUUUAUUCAGAAAAAUAAUGCUGCUGGUCAUUGUGGUCUCACCUGUUUGCAAAAGGUAACUGCAGCUUUCAGACAACUUGCAUAUGGUGUUCCAGCAGAUUAUGUUGAUGAGUAUGUGCGGAUGGGUGAAAGCACUGCUAUUGAGAGCUUGAGAAAAUUUGUGAAAUCAAUUUGUGAAGUGUUUGGCAAAGAAUACCUGAGAGCUCCAAAUGAAGAUGACACAACUAGAUUGCUUAAUAUUGCUGAACAUCGUGGAUUUCCAAGUGAAGCCCCAUCUGUUAACUAUAUUGUUAACAUGCACAAUUAUGAUAUGGGUUACUAUCUUGCUGAUGGAAUUUAUCCUCCUUGGUCAACUUUUGUGAAAACAAUCAAGGCCCCAUCAAAUUUAAAGGACAAAAAUUUUGCUGCUGCUCAAGAGUCUCAGAGGAAAGAUGUUGAGCGUGCAUUUGGUGUGUUGCAGGCUCGCUUUGCCAUCAUUCGAAAUCCGGCGCGAUUCUGGGAUGAAGAAACACUUCGAGACAUUAUGAUGUCAUGUAUAAUAAUGCACAACAUGAUAAUUGAAGACGAACGUAAUGUUAUUGGUCUUGAUGUGCCAUAUGACAAGAGUGCUAUUGAAACAGAAGGUGUGGUGUCACGUGCAGGGACAUCAAAUUUUUCGUCAUUUGUUCAAGGGUUAGGGAGCGAGCAGCAGCAGGGCGCAGGACCAGCCAACAGCAGUAGCAAUGUAGCACGGCAGCAGCAGCAAGUAGCCAGCGAGAACUAG